Messenger RNA from Linum tenue, 1847 nucleotides. Lineage: Eukaryota; Viridiplantae; Streptophyta; Magnoliopsida; Malpighiales; Linaceae. The record is from the annotation of a GenBank genome assembly.
GUCUAACAUCAAUUUUCUCAUAAAAAUUUUCCAUACAAAAAAACACCAAUCUAGAGCAUACAAGCAAACCACAAAUUAUCGAUACAAAUUGUUUAAAAUUAAAGAUAAACAUCUAUAAACAACAUGAUUAAUUGACAGCUCAUUCCUCCUUGUCAACUAAGCUUCUUCACUCUCCAGUUUCCACUCCAUAAUAUCAACUUCAUCGUACACAAUUAGAAAGAAAAAAUUACACAUGCCUCCAAAAACAUAAAGAAGAUUAGUUGUUUAAGGAAGAUAUAUUGUUUAGAAUAUUAAAUCUACCGAAAACAUUAAUUAUAUGAGUGUGGACGGGUACCCAUGGGGCGGGUUUGCCUAAACGCAAAUCCAACCCGAUGGUGAUGUAGCGGGUUUAAACCCAAACCCGACCCAAAACCCGUCAAUACGAGUUUUACUCGCGUUGACCGAGUUGGGUCGGGUAAGGUACCCGUGGGUUCGGGUUUUGUUGCCAUCCCUAACCACCAUGAAUUAACGAAACCAGAUAGUCCAACUACUAAAGGAAACAAUCUCUAGCCAGACCUUACUGAACCACAAAAGUCCAUUCUUAACGUGUGCAUUUGGUUUCCUGCGGCAGGUUUCGUGCUCUGCCGGCCAAGAGAGAUUCUCUGCAGCAAAAUUAAAUAUGACUGAACCAAACGAACAACAUGGAACAUUCUUCCAGCACUUGGGACAUGGAGGCAGCAGCAACCCCCUCAGCCCUCAGGCUUCACCACACUCUCUCAGGGUCGAACAAGAGAUUGGAAGCUAUGGAGGACGGAACUACCUCUAUGACUAAAAGCAGUAAGAAUGCACCAGAACGAAUCCCAAAGCUUGAAGGGUUUGGGGCAUCUUACAGUUCUUUAGCUGAAAGAUGCGACCACCUGCUGUCGUCAAAUCUAUGCCAUGAAUCCAGCUCAAUGUCUAGAGGAGCCUCUGAAGAUCAAGUGCUGGCAGCUGAAAGUUCUUAUCCACCAGAUGCUGCUGCCACAGAUAAUGAGAUCAUGGUGAACCUAAUCACCCAGCCAAUGCAUUCGCAGGGCACUGAUGACAGAGAACCAGACUGGGCUGAGCUCAAGUUUCAAGUUGCAAAGCUGAUGGAGGAGAAUCUGUGGCAGCAGGCAGAGUUGGCAAGGAGAAAUGUCGAGAAGAAAGUGACUAUCUCCAGGCUUCAAUCACAGGUUGAACAUUUGAAGCGUCAGAAUAUGGCCCUCCAGGAUUCUAUCAGCUUCUAUGAAAUGGGGAAGAAGAAUCAUCGAUCAUCAACUUCAAAGUUGCACCAACUUUGGGACAAGCUCUUCAGAAGAGAAUAUACAGAUUGAUUAUAGUCGCUUUCCCAGAUCCAACCAGAUCAUAUACUGUAUAUAACUUUAAUCGAGAAUUGGCAUUGAUGGUUACCAAUAAUCUCCACAUGAACAAAAACCAUCUUUGAAGUGGUGAAAACGCUUUGAGUCUCUUACUAUUAUCUCUCGAUUCACAAUCUUGGAUAUCAGCUUAAUCACAGUAUGACAAUCCCCACAGACCCUUAGAUUCUUCAUAACUUGAAUCAUUGCUCCAGGAACCGAGUUCAUAAUCCCGAAGGCAACUGCUAGCUUCUCACUAUGGCCUCUCAGAUUUACUUCCUUCUCUUCCUCAUCAAUGUCAUGUGGGACAGAAGUCAUAUCAGGUACAUAACCAGCUCGCUGCAGCUUCACCCCAAGUUCCUCCAGAUAGCGGUAAAUGUCCUCGUGGCGAGGAUGCUCCUUAUCUCCAACCAAGAAAACAUGCACUCUGCCAUUGAGUUCGAUUAAGCUGAAACCAGGAGUCUUGACCAGGCCACUAUCUUUCAUGAGCUC